This is a messenger RNA of Ziziphus jujuba (common jujube), 666 nucleotides long. RefSeq names its product histone H2B.3. The record is from RefSeq and is a predicted model, not a curated record. Gene Ontology annotation, biological process: nucleosome assembly. Gene Ontology annotation, molecular function: protein heterodimerization activity; structural constituent of chromatin; DNA binding. Gene Ontology annotation, cellular component: nucleosome. The transcript has a single exon. Bases 91 to 519 code for a protein of 142 amino acids. NCBI's taxonomy places the organism in Eukaryota, Viridiplantae, Streptophyta, Magnoliopsida, Rosales, Rhamnaceae.
AUCCCUUACACCACAGCUUCCAAAUAGUUUCCUAUCAGCCAAACACUUUCUUUCUCGAGGGGAAAAAAAAAAAGUUUAACCUUUUCAUCAAUGGCUCCAAAAGCAGAUAAGAAGCCGGCGGAGAAAAAGCCCGCGGCGGAGAAAUCUCCUGCUGCCGCUGCAGAGAAGAAGCCGAAGGCCGAGAAGAAGCUUCCAAAGGAGUCCUCUACCUCCGACAAGAAGAAGAAGAGGUCGAAGAAGAACGUGGAAACUUACAAGAUCUACAUCUUUAAGGUUCUGAAGCAGGUUCAUCCUGACAUCGGGAUCUCCAGUAAGGCCAUGGGGAUCAUGAACAGCUUCAUCAAUGACAUCUUCGAGAAGCUCGCUCAGGAGGCUUCGAAGCUCGCUCGCUACAACAAGAAGCCGACAAUUACCUCCAGGGAGAUCCAAACAGCGGUCAGACUGGUUCUUCCCGGUGAGCUUGCCAAGCACGCCGUCUCUGAAGGAACCAAGGCGGUCACCAAAUUUACUAGCUCUUAAGGUUUUUGUGGGGAUAUUUUGGGGAUUUUGGAAAUUUCAGAUGUAAAGUCUCUUUUUUUUUUGUUUUUUUGUUUUUUUUUUUGUAAGGCUACUUUGGUGUAAUUUUCAGUUCUAUGGUAGUAAUGAAAUUUCUUAUUUUCACUGAAA